Bactrocera neohumeralis is the source of this 5016-nucleotide messenger RNA. RefSeq names its product CD109 antigen (gene Tep2). Gene Ontology annotation, molecular function: endopeptidase inhibitor activity. NCBI's taxonomy places the organism in Eukaryota, Metazoa, Arthropoda, Insecta, Diptera, Tephritidae. Bases 281 to 4747 code for a protein of 1488 amino acids. The transcript is spliced from 12 exons. Gene Ontology annotation, cellular component: extracellular region. The record is from RefSeq and is a predicted model, not a curated record.
CAGCUGCUGGUCAUUCGCAAUGCAACUGUUGACGCGAGCGCUUGUCUACAUACGAUAGUUCGAUCGUGUUUUGUGAUUCUACAAGUGAAUUAUUUUGAAAUUGUAAAGUGAAAUAUAAUAUACUGAUAUUUAAAUUUAUUAAAAAUUAGUGAUUAGUGACACAUUUAUGAACAUUUCGCAUGCAUGUGAUCACAGUUGAGUUAACAUAUAUAUGACUAUUGAAAAGAGAAAAGCUCAUAAUUAGAAAUAAAAACACACUGAAGAAUUGAACGAUAACAAGAUGUCGCGUCGGCUAUGUAUUGCCGUUUUUGAAAUUAUACAAAUCGUCGCUUUGGUAUGCGCAGCCGGACAUUACUCUGUAAUCGGACCUGGCACGAUCCGCUCCAAAUUUAAAUACAAUGUUGCCGUUUCAGUGCACAAAGCCGAAGGACCAACCAAAAUAGAUGUUAGCAUUAUGGGUCCCUCGUAUAAUGAGACAAAAACAGUAGAGCUGCAGCCGAUGUCCACUGAAAAUGUUGAAUUUGAUGUGCCACAACUGCAGGAUGGCGCUUAUAGUCUGGUUGCGAAAGGCGUGUCCGGGCUGAUCUUCGAGAACUCAACAAAGCUAAAUUAUGCCGACUACAAGCCAGCCACGUUCAUACAAACGGAUAAGGCCACCUAUAAACCAGGUGACUUAGUACAGUUUCGUGUACUAUUUUUGGAUGCCAAUACGCGUCCAGCAAAAAUUGAGCAGCCCAUCUCGAUACUGAUUAAUGAUGGCGCACGGAAUCGUAUUAAACAAUUGCAGGACGUAAAGUUGACUAAAGGGGUUUACACCGGUGAAUUUCAACUCUCCGAACAACCUGUGCUCGGCGAUUGGAAUAUCGAGGUCGUUAUUGAGGGUCAAUCACCGGUUUCAAAGUCUUUUGAGGUGGCCAAAUAUGUAUUGCCUAAAUUUGAAGUGUCUAUUGAAACCGCCAAGGACGUAGCCAUACCUGAUGGCGUCAUUAAGGUGACCGUACGCUCAAAGUACACCUACGGUAAAUCUGUUGAAGGUACGGCAACGGUAUCCAUUAAACCCCUAUAUCAUCAUUAUGGCAUGAAUAUUCAACCCGAGGCAACCAAAAUGGUUUAUGUCGACGGCAAAGGACACGUUGAAUUUGAUUUAAGUAAAGACUUAAAUAUCGGUGGUGAACGUACAUAUGUGCCGCCAUUGAAAGUAUUGGCUACGAUGAAGGAGAAACUCACUGGCAAUACACAAAAUGCCACGGCUACUAUUAACUUGCAUUCCGAGCGCUAUCGCAUCGAAGGUGUUAACGUGCCGACCAAUUAUCAACCUGGCAAACCGACCAAAAUUACCGUUGUUGUGAAGAAUGUGGAUGGCUCGCCGGUGUCUGAUACAAAGAAUAAAGCCAAAUUGAUUGUGCAUCCGCCACGUGAUUAUAUGUUUAGAGAUUAUCUGUCUAAAGAUGAAGCUACUACUCCAAAGGAAGCAGAUAAAAUUAUGGAAUUUGAAUCAAAUCUUGACGAGCACGGCAUGGCUACAUUUGAGUUUACUUUGGCCGAAACAGACCGUUAUUAUACCGUAAAAUGUGAAUUCUUAGAUACUACAACAUAUCUUAGCUCAAUAUCUAAAUUUAUACCUACAAUCGAUACACCGGAAUUGCUAAAAUUGACGGUGAACACAAAGAAACCUCGCCUGGGUAAGCCCGUUGUGGUGGAGGUAAUAUCGAGUGAAAAAAUCCCAUACUUUGUUUACACCAUCGUUGCACGCGGCAAUAUCUUGAAGAGCGAAUAUGUCGAUGUGCCGGAGGGACGACAAUCGCAGACCAUCAAAUUUAUACCCACCUUCGAAAUGAUACCGAAAGCCAGCUUAUACGUACAUUAUGUCUACGACAAUAAUUUGCGUUUCGAAGAAAAGGCGAUACAGUUUGAAAAACAGUUCGAAAAUACCAUCGAUAUUAGCGCUCAACCCCAAGCGAAACCUGGCGAGCAGGUACAGCUUCAUAUUACAACAGAUCCUGAUUCUUUUGUCGGUUUGCUAGGUGUUGAUCAGAGCGUGCUAUUACUCAAAUCGGGCAAUGAUAUAACCCAGGAACAGAUAUUCAACACUUUAGGCGACUAUGAUGCUAGCACACCAUGGAUGCGAGGCUAUGGACGCUAUCCGGGACAGGAAUCCGGUGUGGUAACAAUGACAAAUGCCAAUUAUCCCUACAAUGAUGGUGUACCCCGUUAUUAUUUCUUGAGAGCACGUACGGAUGAUAUGCGAACGGGUUUGGUAUACUAUAUGCAUCAUCCAUCACCUAAUGUACAAAAUUCGUUUGCGCCGAGAUUCUCACCAAGUUUACCACGUCCUACGAAAAUUCUCUAUGCUUACAUUCACGCGUUUCAACAACCAGUUUAUGCUUUUGGUGCAAUUGGAAGACCUCUCCCGGAAGCCACUUUCUUCGCCGGCGAGUUUAUGCCUGUAGCCCUCCCUGCAGCCCUCCCUGCACCACCGCAACCAUUAGCUGGAGCAACUGCUAUAACGCCAAUCUUGAGAAAAAAUUUUAUCGAAAACUGGAUAUUCAUGAAUCAAGAAAUUACGGAUGGCGGAAAUUUUACCUUGAGCAAGAAGAUACCCGACACCAUCACUUCAUGGGUUGUCACUGGCUUCUCGAUGAAUCCCAAUACUGGCAUUGCGCUUACGGCCAAUCCCACAAAAAUACAAGUGUUCCAGCCCUUCUUUGUCUCUACUAAUCUGCCGUAUUCGGUAAAGCGCGGCGAAGUUAUUGCCAUACCCGUUAUAAUCUUCAAUUAUAUGGACAAAGCUUUGGAUGCGGAAGUAGUAAUGGAGAAUACGGAUAAUGAGUAUGACUUUACCGAAGCCACCAAUGAGAUUGAAGACAAGCCCUUAGAUGUGGUGCAACGCGUUAAACGUGUCUCGGUUGCGUCAAAUACUGGUCGCAGCAUUUCCUUUAUGAUACGUCCCAAAAAGAUUGGACAGAUCACAUUGAAAAUCACUGCAACUACACCACUGGCCGGUGAUGCAAUACAUCAAAUGCUCAAAGUGGAACCGGAGGGUGUGACACAAUACGAAAAUCGUGCCGUCUUCAUAAAUCUUAAAGAUAAAAAUGUGCACAAUGAGAAAUUAAAUGUAGAUAUACCAGCCGAAGCUAUACCCGACUCGGAAUACAUAGAAUUUUCUGUGGUGGGCGAUUUGCUUGGGCCAACGUUGAAGAACCUCGAUAAACUGGUGCGCAUGCCUUAUGGCUGUGGCGAACAAAAUAUGGUGAAUUUCGUGCCGAAUAUAUUAGUUUUGCAUUAUUUGGACGCGAUCUCCAAGAGUAUGCCUGCAGUUACGGAGAAGGCAAAGAAGUUCCUCGAAAUUGGUUAUCAACGUGAAUUAACUUACAAACACGAUGAUGGUUCGUACAGCGCUUUUGGCAAAUCUGAUAAGGCAGGCAGUACUUGGCUGACAGCAUAUGUGAUGCGUUCGUUCCACCAAGCAGCAAAAUACACCGAUAUUGAUCCUAAAGUUAUUGUAGAAGGUUUGGACUUUUUAGCGUCGAAACAAACACCGAAUGGUAGUUUCCCCGAAUAUGGAAAACUCUUCGAUUCGGCACAUCAAAAUGAGUUAGGCCUGACAGCAUUUGUUUUGUUGGCAUUCCUAGAAAAUGUGGAACAUGUAGAAAAGUACAAAACGCAGGUCGAUAAUGGCAUGAAGUAUCUAAUGGAGAACGUGGAUAAAACAGACGAUCAAUACUCGCUCGCAAUUGCUUCAUUGGCACUGCAAAUUGCCAAAAAUCCCGCAGCCGAUAAGGUGCUAACUAAAUUACAAGGUCUCGCUAAGCAGGAAAGCGAUCGCAAGUGGUGGUCCAAGGUUGAUACUCCCACUGAGGGUAGCAGCGCCAUCUGGCGUUGGCAGCCAAAUAGUAAUGACGUAGAGAUCACAUCGUACAUACUUCUUGCAAUACUAGAUAAAGAGGGCGCCGAAAAUGCUUUGCCCAUUGUCAAAUGGUUGAUCUCACAACGCAACAGUAACGGUGGUUUUGCUUCCACACAAGACACUGUGGUCGGGUUGCAAGCGCUCAUAAGCUUUGCAGAGAAAACUGGCGCCGGCAGUGGUGUGAUGGACAUUGAGUUUACUUCAAGCGGUGGUGAGGAAAAUAAAGGUGCCAUUGCGGUUAGCGCAGAAAAUUCCUUGGUACUGCAAACACAUGUGCUACCGAAGACAACACGCUCGGUUGAUUUCACCGCCAAGGGUAAUGGCUCAUCUAUGGUGCAACUAUCAUACCGUUAUAACUUGGCUGAAAAGGAUAAAGCACCAAGCUUCCAAGUGACAACAAAUGUCAAGGAGGACCAAAACUUACUAAUUAUGGACGUAUGCGCCGAAUAUGUACCUGCGGAUGCAGCCGAUCAAGAGAAAGAAUCCAAUAUGGCUGUAAUGGAGAUAGCACUACCCUCCGGCUACACUGCGGAAACUGACGCUUUCAAUGCUAUUGAAGCGGUGGACCGCGUUAAACGUACUGAAACGAAAAAUGCCGAUUCGAUGGUGAUUGUCUAUUUCGAUGCCUUGAAACCGGCCGAUAGUAAGUGUGUGCCCGUUAGAGCAGUCAAAACACAUGCGGUGGCCAAACAAAAGCCCGCAGCGGUCAGCAUCUAUGACUACUACCAAACAAAUCGUCGUGCCACCGAAUAUUAUCAGGUGAACUCAUCGCUUUGUGAUAUUUGUGAGGGCGAAGAUUGUGGUUCAUCGUGUCAAAAAUCAAAGGAAAGCAAUAAUUAAUGUACAUUAUCUUGCUUCAAGCAAUUCACUCUAAAAACGGCGAAAUUGUAAUGUAAAUGAAUAUCAGUGAUAAAUUUUUAUAUCGGAAUCAUGUCUGUAUAUUUGUGAAAAAAGGUUAUUUACAUGUGCAUAUGUAGGUAUAUGUGUAUGAAAAAAAUUAUCAAAAUUAAGUAGUUAACUAAAUUUGUUAGAAUAUCAAAUGUAUACUAUAUAUAGUUCAAACAAGCAUACAUUUACCCAAAAUAAAAUGGAAAAAUAUGAUAAUCUAA